This is a messenger RNA of Penicillium griseofulvum, 1590 nucleotides long. RefSeq names its product putative rhamnogalacturonase B (gene rglA). The transcript has 12 exons. Bases 1 to 1590 code for a protein of 529 amino acids. Lineage: Eukaryota; Fungi; Ascomycota; Eurotiomycetes; Eurotiales; Aspergillaceae. Gene Ontology annotation, biological process: pectin catabolic process. The record is from RefSeq and is a predicted model, not a curated record. Gene Ontology annotation, molecular function: carbohydrate binding; carbon-oxygen lyase activity, acting on polysaccharides.
AUGAUGUUUUUCAAGUCCUUAGCCAUUGUUUCGCUAGCCCUUUUGGCUAAGCAGGUAUCCGCGGCUUUUGGAAUUACCACCAACACUGCUUCCUAUAUAAUCGAUGCUGGCUCUUCAAACCCCCUUAAAUUUACUGUCAGCCGGACCAAUUGUGACAUUACUUCGAUCAAUUACCAUGGAUCCGAGCUUCAAUACAAGUCGACUGCAUCUCAUAUUGGAUCUGGUCUUGGUAGCGCAACUGUGACUGCGACUCAGAGUGGCGACUACAUCAAGGUGACCUGUGCAACGUCUACCUUGACACAUUACUAUGUUGUGCACAAAGGAGAUUCGACCAUCCACAUGGCAACAUACACAACCGCAGAGCCGAGUGUUGGAGAACUUCGAUACAUCGCGCGCCUGAACUCAGAUCUGCUCCCGAAUGAAGAGCCUUUCGGCGUUGUGUCCAAUAUUGGAGGUGGUAGUGUUGUUGAGGGAGAGGAUGUGUUCUUGGUUGAUGGACAAACACGAAGCAAGUUCUACUCUAGCGAGCGGUUCAUCGAUGACAAAAUCCACUGUGUUUCUGGAAGCGCUCAUCGCGUGUGCAUGAUUCUAAAUCAAUAUGAGACAUCCGCUGGCGGGCCUUUCCAUCGCGAUAUUAACACCAACAAUGUCGGCUCUUACACUGGCCUAUACUGGUACAUGAACUCCGGACACGUUCAGACCGAGACCUACCGCCAGGGCCUGCACGGUCCGUACUCGAUGACUUUCAGCCGGACCGGUACCCCCAGUUCCAACCUUGACACAUCUUUCUUUGGCGACCUCGAUAUCAAAGGAUACGUUCCCACGUCCGCAAGAGGCUAUGUUAAGGGUACUGCAUCUGGAGCUGACUCCGCUUUCAAAUGGGUGGUUCACUGGUAUAACUCUGCUGCACAGUACUGGACCUACACUUCAUCUUCCGGUGCUUUUACCUCCCCUGCGAUGAAGCCUGGCACCUACACCAUGGUGUACUACCAGGGCGAGUAUGCCGUUGCCAGCUCCUCCGUGACUGUUACUGCCGGAUCAACCAUAUCGAAGAGUAUCUCUGGGUCUGUAAAGACAGGAAGAACAGUCUUCAAGAUUGGAGAUUGGGAUGGGACACCAAACGGUUUCCUCAACGCCGCCAACCAGCUGCGCAUGCACCCCUCCGACUCCCGAAUGUCCUCCUGGUCUCCGACUACCUACACAGUCGGCACCUCCAAGGUCUCUUCGUUCCCCAUGGCUCUCUUCAAAUCCGUGAAUUCACCUUUGACAAUCAAAUUCACGGCAUCUUCCUCGCAGACUGGAGCUGCAACGCUGAGAAUUGGCACAACUCUUUCCUUUGCAUCUGGCCGACCCCAGGUUGUGGUCAAUAGCUAUUCCGCCUCCAUCCCGGCCGCCCCGACUAAUCUUAACUCCCGUGGUGUGACACGCGGGGCGUAUAGAGGGUUUGGCGAGGUUUACGACAUUUCCAUUCCGGCGGGGACUAUCGUCGCUGGAACCAACACUAUCACUAUCAGUGUUGCUUCUGGUAGCUCGGGAGACAAGUACCUGAGUCCCAACUUCAUCUUUGAUUGCGUGGAGCUCUUCCAAUGA